This is a messenger RNA of Rubroshorea leprosula, 1871 nucleotides long. The record is from the annotation of a GenBank genome assembly. NCBI's taxonomy places the organism in Eukaryota, Viridiplantae, Streptophyta, Magnoliopsida, Malvales, Dipterocarpaceae.
GAAGGAUCACUUCACGAGUUGCUACAGGCCACCAUGUCUGAGGAGGAUGCGGCGUUUGAGUAUGCCCGGAGUCUAAACAGCUCCGGUACCUUCGCACCUGUCCUUCAUGCGUCUAUCCACCUCGACCUCUUCAAUAUCAUAGCUCGAGCAGGCCCUGGAGCAGAGCUCUCGGCAUCUGAAAUUGCUGCUCAGCUCCCCACAAAGAACCCAGAUGCACCUUUUUAUCUCGAUCGCAUGCUGCGGCUCCUUGCUUGCUACUCUCUUCUCACGUGCUCUUCGAGAUCCACCGGAGAAGAAGAAGAUGGGAAAGUUGAGAGGCUUUAUGGACUUGCUCCCCCAGCCAAAGCCUUUGUUCCCGAUGAAGAUGGGGCUGCCUUGUCCGCAUUUGCAUCCAAUUUAGGAAUUAUAGAGCCCUUGCUAUACUUGAAAGAUUUCAUCCUUGAAGGAGGAGGCAAUCUGUUCGAAAGAGUACAUGGGAUGACCUUUUACGAGUAUGUAAGUAGAGAUCCAGAGUACAACAAAGGAUUCAAUAAGACAUUAACUAAUUAUUCCAAAAGACUCAUGAAGAAAAUCCUUGAAAUAUACAAAGGAUUUGAAGGAGUAACAUCUUUACUCGAUGUUGGUGGUGGAAGCGGAGCUAUCAUUGACAUGAUCGUCUCAAAAUACCCGUCCAUCAAGGGUAUAAAUUUUGACCAGCCUCAUGUCAUACAGAAUGCCCCAACUUAUCCUGGAGUUGAACAUGUUGCAGGAGAUAUGUUCGUAAGCAUCCCAAAGGCUGCAGAUACUCUUAUGAUGAAGGAUGUCCUUCACAAUUGGAACGAUGAACUAUGUGUGAAAGUCCUUCAAAAUUGCUACGACGCAUUGCCGAGCCAAGGGAAGCUCAUUGUUAUAAGCUUUAUGAUUGCCGAGACAGCAGAGUCAAGCAGCGGUGCUAAGCAUGUAGCCCACUUUGAUAUCACAAUGUUUAUGCAUCAUGGAGGCAGGGAAAGAACUGACAGAGAGUUCAAGGCCUUGGGCAAGGCAGUUGGGUUUUCAGGUUCUGAGGUCGUUUCGUUUGCUUAUAACUCGGUUGCAGUCAUGGAGUUCUACAAAUGAUUUGGCACGCAAUGCCUAUUAAACUUCUCCAACGUAUGGUUAGGAAAAUGAUCACUUGGUGAAAUUAUUACUCAUAUGGUUAAUUUUAUGCGUUUUGUUGGAAUGACAAUGGAUCAUCGAAACAUAAUUUUCAAGACAAAUUGCACAUCAAAGGUGUAGUUUGAACACUGAAAUUAUUAGAAAGUGUUUACACCUAAAAUAAACCAAUAGGGUAAGGCCACGUGUCAAGGUAAAGCCCGAUCAUCAAGAAAAUCAAUAGGCUGGAUUUGGGCUGGGUUGGCUUACAAUUUAAUGGCCCAGACGGAUUUCCAAGGAGGUUGGAUCUUAAGUGGUAGAAGAUAAGAUUGGAUCUGGUAGUUUAAGUUUGAUUUAAAAUGGGAAAUUGAGGAUUUUUAGGUAGUUAUCUUUAAGGUUGUUGGAGAUAAGGUUAAAUAAAAAUUGGAUAACUAUUAAAUAACUGCCAGACCUGCAAUCCCAUUACCAGAUCAUGGAGGAACAGUGCCGAAAAUGGAGGAACAGUACCGAAGAUCAUGGAGAAGAUCAUGGAGGAGGUUACCAGCAUCGAAGGGAACGAAAACAGAGAGAAGAGAACAGUUUAAGGCCUGCCCAACACACACACAGACUGCCUAGAGCAUGUUUUUCAGCUUUCAGACUGCAUUUUCCAGAUUUCAGCAAUAGUUUCCAGAUUUCCCAGACUUUCCAGAUUAGUUCAUAGCCUUAGCCUAGGUUUGUUCAUCUUUGUUCAUAUUUCCUUCCGCAAAUUCCAGUUUAGAUUU